Messenger RNA from Pieris rapae (cabbage white), 1064 nucleotides. RefSeq names its product phenoloxidase-activating factor 2-like. Gene Ontology annotation, molecular function: serine-type endopeptidase activity. The record is from RefSeq and is a predicted model, not a curated record. NCBI's taxonomy places the organism in Eukaryota, Metazoa, Arthropoda, Insecta, Lepidoptera, Pieridae. The coding region runs from base 155 to 988 and encodes 277 amino acids. Gene Ontology annotation, biological process: proteolysis. The transcript is spliced from 7 exons.
CCCUCCCAACAAACAAACUCCACUAAACCUCCCAGUUUCCCAACGUCCCUUCACAAUACCGAACAAUCAUUUAGUUAAACCAUCUAUCUUAUCCAGUCCUGAUGCGACUGGGAGUAAAAUAUCCAGAUCUGAAUGUGGCUGGAGUAAUAUAGAAAUGAGCCCAUACAAACCGAAGGAUCCAGCAUUCAGACCCACCAACGUUACCAGUGCAUUUUAUGGCGAAUAUCCUUUCAUGGUCGCGGUUAUGUCGAGAGGCGAUAGUGACGUUUGGUCGUCGAAAAACUACGUCGGCGGCGGCGCAUUAAUACACCACAGAGUAGUUUUAACAACCGCUCAUUGGCUUGUAUUUAAUAAACUACAAGCCAAUCAGUUGAAGUGCCGUGCUGGCGAAUAUGACGUGCAAACAGUGAAAGAGCAAUAUCUCCACCAAGAGAGGAAUGUCAAUAAAGUUAUUAUACACGAAAACUUAUACUUAACUUCUGUAUACAACGACGUUGCUCUAUUGUUUUUGGAGACAGAGUUCAGAGCAGCCGAAAAUAUUGGUAUAGCCUGUUUGGCAUCCGUCCCUCCCCCAGGAGAGGAUUGCUACUCCAUGGGCUGGGGCCGAGAAGCGUCUAUUGAACGACAGGGUUAUUUCGUAAAAGUGCUGAAAAAGGUCCCACUACCACUUGUAAGCGCGAAAGAUUGUGAAUAUUUGCUUCAGACGAAUUCUCGUCUUGGUCCAUACUUUGAACUCCACAAUUCGCUGACAUGCGCCGGCGGUGAAAGUAUGGUUGACACCUGCACAGGCGACGGUGGCUCCCCACUUGUUUGUGCUGUUGAAACCAGUGGUAUUGAAAAACGAUAUGUGGUGGUGGGUCUGGGGGCCUACGGUAUCGGGUGUGGCAACAUAGGUAUACCUGGACUCUACGCGAACAUCCCACACUUGUACAACUGGGUAACAAACCAGCUCGACCGGGAACAUGUUGAGAAGAAAUUUGUUUUAUAAAAAUAAAUUAGUCUGACUCGUUUUUUUUUUUAAUUUUAUUGUCGCUGGCAUUUUGUCUGCCUCAAGUUAGAUCAUG